Molecule: messenger RNA, 651 nt
Organism: Bactrocera dorsalis (oriental fruit fly)
Lineage: Eukaryota; Metazoa; Arthropoda; Insecta; Diptera; Tephritidae
Product: loricrin
Exons: 1
Coding region: 1-651 (216 amino acids)
Source: RefSeq, a predicted model, not a curated record
AUGCAACGCGUCUGCUUAGUGUUGCUCAGCUUGAGCGCCGUCGCUAUGGCCGGCUAUCUUGGCGGCGGCGGCGGCGGCUGGAGCUCCGGUGGAGGUGGCGGUAGUCGCGGCUGGAGCUCAGGCGGCGGCGGUGGUUGGAGUGGUGGCGGUGGCGGUAGUAUCUCCUUAUGGCCCAGCAAGUCCUCUUACAGCAGCGGCGGCGGCAGUGGCUGGCGCUCUUCGGGUGGUGGUUGGUCUGGUGGCGGCGGUGGCGGUGGCUGGCCGGGCAAGUCUAGCUACAGCAGCGGUUGGUCGAGUGGUGGUGGUGGCGGCAGCGGCGGUGGCUGGAAAAUAAGCAGCCUUGGCGGUUCGGGUGGUUAUGGUCAUGGCGGCGGCGGUAGUGGCGGCUGGGCGCAAGCACUAUCUGGUUGGAAAUCGGGUCUCGGUGGUGGUGGUGGUAGCGGCUGGAAGUCAGGUGGUGGUGGCGGCGGUGGUUGGAAAUCCGGUGGCGGCGGCGGUGGCGGCUGGUCACUUGGUGGUGGAGGUAGCAGCGGAGGUGGCGUUUGGAAGAUUAGCAGCGGCGGUGGUAGUGGCGGUUAUGGCGGCGGUUGGCCAUCAGGCGGCAGCAGUGGUUGGUCAUCGGGCGGUGGUGGCGGCGGUUGGAAGUGGUAA